Penicillium coprophilum is the source of this 180-nucleotide messenger RNA. RefSeq lists its product as uncharacterized. The transcript has a single exon. Bases 1 to 180 code for a protein of 59 amino acids. The record is from RefSeq and is a predicted model, not a curated record. NCBI's taxonomy places the organism in Eukaryota, Fungi, Ascomycota, Eurotiomycetes, Eurotiales, Aspergillaceae.
AUGACGACAGACAAGCCAGGAACGGAGCGGAGGAACGGAGCGGAGGAACCUUCGGAGACUGUGAAGUCGUAUCUAAACCAAAUCGAUGGAGGAACAUUGGGUGGAGGAAUCGAAGGCGAAGCUGAAGUGGAAGAGAAGGCGGAUGAAUCUACGGAGGAAAGGGUUCAUCCGAUUGGUUAA